AUGAAGAAUUUGUAUAUUGGAUUAUUAGCUGGCAUUGGCUCAUCCCUUCUUGGCUAUAUAUAUCAAGACUUGCCUAUAGUUUAAGUGAUUCCUUAUGCUAUUGGCUUGAUAUCUGCAAAAAAUCCUGCUAUUAUAUUGGCUUGUUUAUUGAAAAUAUCAAUUGAAGGAUAUCAUUAGGCAUUUAAACUUAAUGAAAAUAGCCGAUAAGAUUUGCAAAAAUAGGACAUGUAUGCUGGGAUUGCUUCUGGCGUGCUAUUAUUGCUUGGAGGAAGAUUUGAUAAUGGAUUUUCUUUAGGUGUUACUUUGAUGUAAGAAGUAAAAAGCGUGUUAUAGUAUAAUUAUAUCAAGUACCUCAAUUGA
This is a messenger RNA of Stylonychia lemnae, 360 nucleotides long. The record is from the annotation of a GenBank genome assembly. NCBI's taxonomy places the organism in Eukaryota, Ciliophora, Spirotrichea, Sporadotrichida, Oxytrichidae.